Molecule: messenger RNA, 1059 nt
Organism: Hydra vulgaris (swiftwater hydra)
Lineage: Eukaryota; Metazoa; Cnidaria; Hydrozoa; Anthoathecata; Hydridae
Product: zinc finger BED domain-containing protein 4-like
Molecular function (GO): protein dimerization activity
Source: RefSeq, a predicted model, not a curated record
AUGACAGCACACUGGCUCAGUAAUGAAUUUUCCCAGCACAGAGCAGUACUCAGAAUUAUGCAUUUUCCAGAAUGUCACACAGGAAAAAACAUAAGUGAGUAUUUACAUAAAGGUUUAGUAAGUUUUGAAAUUUCACACACAAAAAUUCAUAUUGUUUUACGAGAUAAUGCGGUCAAUAUGGUAGCUGGUGUAAAAGACUUAAAGGAUAUUUUAGCUUGUUGCAGACGUCUGGCAACUCAUUUUCACCAUUCGCAAAAACUAGCAGCAGCUAAAUUAGAAGCAAUUCAGGAACAACUUGGUACAAAUAAGCACAGGUUAAUCCAAGAUAUUACUACGAGAUGGAACAGUUCUUAUGAUAUGAUUGAAAGGAUACUUGAUCAAAAAGUUCCUUUGGCAACUUAUACAGCUGAUCAUCCUACCCAAUCAACACUAAAUACAUUUCAAUGGGGUUUAUUAGAUAAAGUGUUGCAUAUUUUAGAACCAUUUAAAACUUUAACCAUUAAUUUUAGUAAACGUGAAUCAUAUUUGUCAGAUGUUAUUCCUUCAAUUAUGGCUCUGAAAGAAUGUUUUAAUCAAGCAUUAGUAUGUGAGGCUUUUUUAACAAUAAAUACUUUAGUUGAACAUUUAAGUGGGUCGGUAGACAAAAGAUAUAAAUUGACAUAUCAAAAGGAAGACAAAGAUAAAACAAAAAAUUGGAUAAAUGAACAGAUGCAAGAAAUGCAACAAAGUAAUUUAGAUUUUGACGAACCAUCAGUACAUAACACAAAUGAAGUAAUUGCAAAACUAGCUUAUCCAAAAUUCAAUAAAUGUUUUCAGAAAGUUUCUAAACUGAUAACUAUAGAUUUGCUAUUUUCAGUAUUUACAAUAUUGGAAUGUGAUUCCAAUAUUGUAAAUACUGAAAAUAGCAAAAGGUUAAAAAGAUCGAAUUUUAGUAUACAAAUGAUAAACAAGGAGAUUGAAGAGUAUUUAAAGCUACCUCAUGUCACGGAAAAAGAAAGUCUUCUCUUGUGGUGGAAAAAUUGUGGAAAUUCUUUUAAAAAUUUAAAGAAAAUUACCUAA